Molecule: messenger RNA, 1344 nt
Organism: Linum tenue
Lineage: Eukaryota; Viridiplantae; Streptophyta; Magnoliopsida; Malpighiales; Linaceae
Source: the annotation of a GenBank genome assembly
AUGCGCGAAGAUGGUCUGGAGGAGGGUUUCGAUGGAGACGAUGACCCUACCUGUCCCCAGAUAUAUUUCACCGCAGCGGAGGAAAGAGAGUACUGCCGCAAGCUGAGAUCAGCCCUGAUCGUGAAGCCGCUGGGCAGGAUAGUGUCGUACACAGCAGUGUCCAUCCGUUUGAAUACAUUAUGGGCGAAGGCAGGAGGGAUCCAAGUAACUUCGAUGAAGAACGGAUACUUCCUUGUAAGGUUUACGAGCGGCAUGGAUUACGAGAGAGCAGUCACUAACGGACCGUGGAUGAUAGGGCCGAACUACCUCUCGGUGCACAUGUGGGACAAGAAUUUUGAUCCGUACAGUCAUGAGGUCUCAUCGACGUUGGUUUGGGCACGGCUCCUUGAUCUCCCGCUCCACUACUUUCACCAGGAGGCCGUGAUGAAAAUUGGGCAUCGUAUUGGGAAACCAAUCCGGAUCGACGAAGCUACGCGCACAGCGGCCAGAAGUGACUACGCCCGUGUCUGUGUUCAAGUGGACCUAACCCGGCCCCUUCUCUCGAAAUUCUCUAUCAAGGGCAAGAAAUACUUCAUUCAGUACGAAGGACUGGAGAAUAUAUGUCUAAACUGCGGUACCUAUGCAGAGAAAUGGGGAUGCUCGUGUGUUAAGUCGCAGGCACCUAUGGAAGAAGAGCAAGCAACACCUGUACCACCGCAAACGACCAGUCUGAACGAACCGCUUUAUGGGGAGUGGAUGAUUGCCAAACGUAAGCCCCGGUCCCAAAAGAAGGACCAAAGAGCAGAGGCAAACCUGAAGGGAACAAAAACGGGGAAUGGCUCUAACAAGGGCGCAGGGGGAUCGCGCCACGCCGUACUAGAGGAAGAGGAGGAAACACUCACAGGGUCUGAAAGUACGGAUACUGCACAUGAGACUAGCAAGCGAGCACAAGAACAGUCGGGGGGUGCUAAAAGUAGGACCAAAGGGCCCACACAGACGCAACCGGUGAGUCAAGGGAGAGACAAUGCCCAUCCCAAGGAGGUUCAAGCUGCGGAGUCUACCGGACAUGGCUCCAAGGAAAUGGCUGUUGAAAAAAGCGUGCCCAAAACGGACCACCCCGAGUUGGGUUCAAAAGCAGGCCAGCCGAUUCAGAGGGCCAUGGAAUCGGACCAGGUGAUUGUUGAUGAGGAAGGUGGCAACGGUUUCUCAAGGGUGGCAGUGAUACCUGAUGCAAAUGGUGCGAAGGGUAGACCACCAGACCUAAGCCCACAUUACGGGCAGUUGAAGUCACGGGACAAGGAGGAGUACAUAGAGAAAGACUCCUCGGGAAUGCAGCUCGACGGGAACCUGCCGCCGAUCGUCUGA